GGUCGCGCAGACGGUCGCGUCUCGCGCGCCGCGGCGUCGGUUGGAGAGGGGAGCCCCUCUCCAGGGCGGCAGCGCCAGGGCGCCCCCCUCGCAGGGGCGCGGGCGGCGGCGCGACGACGGGGAGGCGAGGCGUGGGCGCCGCGGCGUCGCGCGGCUGCCGCGGCCGCGCCAACGAGGCUUCCCACGCGACGGUGGGUCGCGGCGUUCAAGUUCGUGGACCAGGACGGACACCAACGGCUUCAUCUCGAGGGAGGAGUUUACGGUACUGGUGGCCACGGCGCUCUCUUCGACGCCAUCGACACCAGGCGCAAGGGUGUGA
This is a messenger RNA of Prorocentrum cordatum, 319 nucleotides long. The record is from the annotation of a GenBank genome assembly. Lineage: Eukaryota; Dinophyceae; Prorocentrales; Prorocentraceae.